CUUUUGCUUACAGUAUAGUCCGCGGGGCUUCAAAUUGGAGAAUUUCCUCUUUCCUCUAAAAGCCCUAGUUCUUAUACUUUGAUUUCGAGAGGAAUUCGUCGUAAUCACGCCAAUGGUGGACGAGCCAACGCCCAAGAGGCCCAAAAUUUCCAGGGGGGAUGAUGACUAUGUCCCUGGAAAUAUUAUUAAAAUUGAGAUUUGCAACUUCAUGACCUUCAGCAAACUGACCUGCAAGCCUGGUUCACGCUUAAAUUUGGUUAUUGGGCCAAAUGGCUCUGGAAAGAGUUCUCUCGUAUGUGCCAUUGCACUUGGACUUGGAGGUGAACCAUCGAUUCUUGGAAGGGCUAAGAAAAUUGGAGCUUACGUGAAACGUGGAGAGGAAUCUGGAUAUAUUGAGAUUAGUUUGAGAGGAAAGAGGAAGGAAGAACAAAUUACCAUUAUGAGGAAAAUUGAUAUCCAUAACAAAUCUGAGUGGCUGUUGAAUGGUAAAGUGGUUGGGAGAAAGGUGAUUAGCGAAGUAAUUGCAGGAUUCAAUAUCCAAGUUGAUAAUUUGACUCAAUUUCUACCACAAGACAGAGUUUGUGAGUUCGCCAAGCUGACCCCAGUACAACUCCUUGUGGAGACUGAAAAAGCUGUUGGCGAUCCUAGAUUACCUGUUCAGCAUAAUAAUCUCAUCGAGAAGAGUAAAGAGUUGAAGAAAUGUGAACGAGCUGUUGAGAGCAAUAGAGGGUCUUUGAAUCAACUGACGGCUAUGAAUGCUGAAUUAGAAAGAGAUGUCGAACGUGUUCGCCAAAGAGAAGAUCUCUUAGCGAAGGCUGAUUCUAUGAAGAAAAAGUUACCAUGGUUGAAGUAUGAUAUGAAGAAGGUAAAAUAUCAAGAAGCCAAAAAACAGGAAGAUGAUGCGAAUCUGAAGCUAAAAGAAGCUGCUAAGGACCUGAAUGAUCUUAAAGUACCUAUUGAGAAACAAAGAGAGGAGAAAGGAAAGCAGGAUGCUAAAUUUAAAAAGAUGAAUGGUUUGCUAGAUAGUAAUAUGAAGAAGCGUAUGCAUCUUAUGGAAAAUUAUGACCGCUUGGGAGCUCUGAUCCAAGGGAAAUUUCGUGAAGUGGAUGAUUUGAAGCAUCAUGAAAAAUCUCGCCAACAAAGACUCUCUAAAGCUAAAGAAGAUCUCGCCACUGCAGAGACUGAAUAUGCAAAUCUCGUUCCGUAUGAACCCCCGAAGGAUAGGAUGAAACAAUUAAGCGCACAAAUCGUGGAGCUUGAAGAGGCUGCUAAAGAGAUCAGAUAUGAGAAAAGGGAAAAUGAGAAGCAGAUAAACAAUCAUAGAACGAUGCUGACGCAGUGUAUGAACAGGUUGAAAGAAAUGGAGAACGUAAACAAUAAGUGUUUGCAAGCAUUAAAGAAUUCUGGUGCUGAGAAGAUAUUUGGGGCUUACCAAUGGGUUCAGGACCAUCGUGCCGAGUUCAAAAGGGAAGUGUAUGGUCCUGUAUUGCUUGAGGUCAAUGUAACCAAUCGGCUGCAUGCAGGCUACCUAGAGGGUCAUGUUGCCCAUUACAUAUGGAAGGCUUUUAUUACUCAGGACUCCGAGGACCGUGAUUUACUGGUUAGAAACCUAAGGUCCUUUGAUGUUCCUGUAAUUAAUUACGUCAUGACUGGGAACCACCAGAGUGGCUCCUUCCAGGCAACCGAUGAGAUGCGUAAACUUGGCAUAUCUUCCAGGCUUGAUCAGGUGUUUGAAGCUCCUCAUGCUGUCAAAGAAGUUUUGAUCAGCCAAUUUUAUUUGGAUCAAUCAUAUAUUGGGUCAAAAGAGACCGAUGAGAGAGCUGAUAUGGUAAAUGAAUUGGGAAUCGCAGACCUGUGGACCCCAGAAAAUCAUUAUCGUUGGUGCAGGUCCCGCUACGGGGGUCAUGUAUCUACAAAUGUUGAAACCGUAGAACAGUCUCGCCUACUUUUAUGCAAUUUGGAUGUGAAGGAAAUUGAGGUUGUAAGAUCGAAGCAAAUCGAGCUGGAAGAUAAAAUUUCUACUAUAGAUGUUACUUUAAAAUCUCUUCAAGCUACCUUAAGACAGAAAGAAGAUGAAGCUGCGGAGCUUCAACAUGAAAGGGAGAAGAUUGUUAACAUCAUUCAAAAGGAGAAGAGGAAAUGGAGGGACAUGGAACAUUUUGUCAAUCAAAAAAGAAUAAAGUUGAAGUCAAUAGAAAGUGAGGAUGAUCCAGAUGCUGCCAUAGAUAAGCUCACUGAGCAGGUUAAAGAUUUGAAGGUUCAGCGCUUCCAAUGUAUAUUUGAACUUAAGAAUUUACUUAUAGAUGCUGUUGCUUAUCGGAGAAGUGUCGCUGAAAAUAACAUGAGUUCCAUUGAACUUGACGCUAAGAUUAAGGACAUGGAGUCCAAUGCAAAGCAACAAGAGAAGUUAGCCUUGCAAGCAUCGUUAUUCCUUGACCACUGUAAAAGUGCCUCAGAUAAUUGCCGAAAGGAGUUGCAGGAUGCCAAGAGAUAUGCAGAAUCAGUUGCUAUUAUUACGCCUGAGCUUCAGCAGGCCUUCCUGGAGAUGCCUACUACUGUUGAAGAACUGGAAGCUGCCAUCCAGGAUACGAUAACUCAAGCAAAUGGCAUUCUGUUCCUUAACCAUAAUAUUCUGGAGGAAUAUGAAAACCGUCAAAGAAAAAUUGAAGCACUUACUAACAAGCAAGAGGCUGAUGAAAAGGAAUUAAAAAGCCUGUUAGAUGAAAUCGAUGCUCUGAAGGGAAGUUGGCUCCCAACAUUGAAAAGCCUCGUGGCUCGGAUUAAUGAAACAUUUAGUUGUAAUUUCCAAGAAAUGGCUGUUGCAGGCGAAGUAUCAUUAGAUGAACAUGGCACAGAUUUUGAUCAAUAUGGAAUAUUGAUAAAAGUGAAAUUCAGGCAAACUGGACAGCUGCAAGUUUUAAGUGCUCACCACCAAUCUGGAGGGGAGCGUUCUGUUUCAACCAUUCUCUACCUUGUUUCUUUGCAAGACCUGACAAACUGCCCAUUUAGGGUGGUUGAUGAGAUAAAUCAAGGCAUGGACCCCAUAAAUGAGAGGAAAAUGUUUCAGCAAUUGGUGAAAGCAGCCAGCAGGCCAAACACACCGCAGUGCUUUCUGCUCACCCCUAAAUUGCUGGCAAACCUAGAAUACAGCGACGCAUGCAGCAUUCUGACUGUGAUGAACGGUCCUUGGAUCGAUCAGCCUUCAAAAGUGUGGAGUGGUGGUGAAAACUGGUCUUCAAUCAGAAUGCAGUUGGAGAAUAACUGUUGCUAAGGGCUGUAAGUUGUCUUAUUAUAUUCCUUUUUGGGGUGAAAAUACACUGAAAAGAGGCAGUACCAUUUCAUGUCACUAUUAUUUUGCUUGGCAAUAGGCAUGUGGAGUAUGUUAUAAUUAUUCAAUCUUGUCGAAAAGAGGCAGUAUCAAUCUCGAUUGCAUGGAUUUAUUGUA
This is a messenger RNA of Salvia hispanica, 3445 nucleotides long. RefSeq names its product structural maintenance of chromosomes 5 (gene SMC5). Gene Ontology annotation, molecular function: single-stranded DNA binding. The record is from RefSeq and is a predicted model, not a curated record. Gene Ontology annotation, biological process: double-strand break repair via homologous recombination. Gene Ontology annotation, cellular component: Smc5-Smc6 complex; nucleus. NCBI's taxonomy places the organism in Eukaryota, Viridiplantae, Streptophyta, Magnoliopsida, Lamiales, Lamiaceae.